UUUUAUGAGAUUGACAGAUGGUACAAGGGCCGAAUUGACAAACCAGAACAAUAUCCGAAAUUGCAUCUUAUUGAUCCCACUAAUCAUUUACAUUCACUACAUGAGCUACUAGAGAGACAAAAACCAAAGCAUACUCCAAUAGACAUCGGCUUUGCACCGCGACCAAAACGGAUCUCAGUUGUGAAAACCGAUGAAGAACGUGCAAUCCCGAAACGACUGAAUUUUCAAGUUUUACUGUCUUACAACAUUAUGGUGUUUUUGAACACCUCUUUGGAGCAGGGAACAUUCUUUCACAAUGUGCAGAAUCUUGAAGUUUCCUACGGUGACAAUGCUGUAUAUUUUGGAAAUACUAUAUCGGUGGAUCUUUUGUCAUCGAUGCCUGAGGUUAAAAUUGAAUCCGUCAAGUCUGGGGAGUACAAUUCCUUAUUCAUGGUGAACCUUGAUGGAAAUCCUUAUGAGAAAGAGGGAGAAGUUGCUCACUGGAUUGUGACUAAUAUUCCAGAUGCGGAAAAUGCUAUCAACAGAUAG
This is a messenger RNA of Ostertagia ostertagi, 528 nucleotides long. NCBI's taxonomy places the organism in Eukaryota, Metazoa, Nematoda, Chromadorea, Rhabditida, Trichostrongylidae. The record is from the annotation of a GenBank genome assembly.